GUAGCCACCAUUUUGCAUGCUUAGUGUGUUCCUCCCUCCAUUGCUAAUAGAGACGGACCCAGUUAUUUUCUGGCAUCACUGCGGCGAAGAAUGCCAGCUCCGAUCAGACUUCGGGAGCUGAUCCGGACUAUCCGGACAGCACGGACCCAGGCAGAGGAGCGUGAGAUGAUCCAGAAAGAGUGUGCUGCUAUCCGCUCGUCCUUCAGAGAGGAAGACAAUACAUACCGUUGCAGAAAUGUGGCAAAGCUACUUUAUAUGCACAUGUUGGGCUACCCGGCACACUUUGGCCAGCUGGAGUGCCUGAAGCUGAUUGCGUCCCAGAAGUUCACUGACAAACGGAUAGGUUAUUUGGGAGCUAUGCUGCUGCUGGAUGAGAGGCAGGACGUCCAUCUACUCAUGACAAAUUGCAUUAAGAAUGACUUAAAUCACAGCACACAAUAUGUCCAAGGCCUGGCUUUGUGCACUUUGGGCUGCAUGGGUUCCUCAGAAAUGUGUCGUGACCUGGCAGGAGAAGUGGAGAAGCUCCUCAAAACGUCUAACUCCUACUUAAGGAAAAAAGCAGCAUUGUGUGCUGUUCAUGUCAUCAGGAAGGUUCCAGAACUCAUGGAAAUGUUCCUUCCAGCCACAAAAAACCUGCUGAGUGAGAAGAACCAUGGUGUUCUCCACACAUCAGUCGUCCUCCUCACUGAAAUGUGUGAAAGAAGUCCCGACAUGCUGGCUCACUUCAGAAAGAAUGAGAAGCUGGUUCCACAGUUGGUGAGAAUCCUGAAGAACCUCAUCAUGUCUGGAUACUCUCCCGAGCAUGAUGUGUCGGGCAUCAGCGACCCCUUCCUGCAGGUGCGGAUAUUGAGACUACUGAGAAUUUUAGGCAAGAGCGAUGACGACUCCAGUGAAGCAAUGAAUGACAUCCUUGCACAGGUGGCAACGAACACAGAGACGAGUAAAAAUGUAGGCAAUGCAAUCCUGUACGAGACUGUACUGACAAUAAUGGACAUCAAGUCAGAAAGUGGAUUGAGGGUCUUGGCCAUCAACAUACUAGGUCGCUUCCUUCUUAACAAUGACAAAAAUAUUAGAUACGUGGCUUUGACUUCUCUACUAAAGACGGUGCAAACUGACCACAACGCAGUGCAGAGGCAUCGAAGCACCAUCGUGGAUUGUUUGAAAGACCUGGACGUGUCCAUCAAACGGCGUGCGAUGGAACUGAGUUUUGCUCUGGUGAACGGCAACAAUGUCCGAGGCAUGAUGAAGGAGCUGCUCUACUUCCUGGACUCCUGUGACCCAGAGUUCAAAGCAGACUGUGCAUCAGGAGUCUUUCUAGCUGCAGAGAAGUAUGCACCUUCGAAAAGAUGGCACAUAGACACCGUGAUGAGAGUCCUGACGACAGCGGGGAGCUACGUGCGAGACGAUUCUGUUCCUAAUCUCAUCCAGCUCAUCACCAACAGUGUGGAGAUGCAUGCCUACACAGUGCAGAGACUCUACAAAGCACUGCUGGAUGACAUCUCACAGCAACCUCUCGUGCAGGUGGCUUCCUGGUGUAUAGGAGAGUACGGGGACCUGCUACUGUCUGGACAGUGUGAGGAGGAGGAGCCAAUCCAGGUGACUGAAGAUGAAGUCCUGGACGUGUUGGAAGGACUCCUGGCGUCUAACCUGUCCACACCUGUGACCCGGGGUUAUUCUCUCACUGCCAUCAUGAAGCUGUCCACUCGCUUCAGUAGUGUAAACCGAAUCAAGAAGGUGGUUUCAGUGUACGGCAGCAGCAUCGACGUGGAGCUUCAGCAGAGAGCUGUGGAGUACAACGCGCUUUUCAAGAAAUACGACCACAUGAGGCCAGCUCUUCUUGAACGAAUGCCCAUCAUGGAGAAAACUGCCACUAACGGCCCCUCAGAGAUCGUGCAGACAAACGGGGAGGCGGAGCCCUCUGCUGUGGAAGCCAAACAUCCACCACCUGUCGCCCAGCCUGCCAAUCAGGCUAAUGAUUUAUUAGACUUGCUGGGGGGUAAUGAUGUGGUGCCCGUGAUUCAGACCUCGAUGCCCACCAAGCCCGCCUCAGCUGGAGGAGAGCUGCUCGAUCUGCUGGGCGACCUUUCGCUAAGUGGUCCAGCCCCUGCUCCCUCUGUGCCCUCCUCCCAACCCCCUUUCCUCUUGGACGGCCUCUCCUCGCAGCCCCUGUUUAAUGACAUUGCCCCUGCAGGAAUCCCUCCUAUGAUAGCGUACAACAAGAAUGGUCUAAAAAUAGACUUCACAUUUGAGCGCGCUAAUCCCAAUCCCAACGUGGCAGUCAUCACCAUCCAUGCUACCAACUCCACAGAGUCAGAGAUGACAGAGUUUGUUUUUCAGGCUGCAGUACCAAAGACAUUCCAGCUGCAGCUCCUCUCACCGAGCAGUAACGUUGUCCCCGCACUCAACCAGGGAUCUGUCACGCAGGUCAUCAGAGUCCUCAACCCACAGAAGCAACAGUUACGAAUGAGGAUCAAGCUGACGUACACCCACAAAGGCUCGCCUGUGCAGGACCUGUCUGAGGUGAAUAAUUUCCCCCCUCAGUCCUGGCAGUGAUGAGCUGUGCCUGUUGCCCCUAAACGCCCCACCAAGGGAACUAUGAAAACGAUCUCCUUUCACUUCCCUCCUCUCUUCCACUGGACCCCCCUGUGACGUCAGUGCACGCUGCUGCCCUGGAGUUGCAUGGGAAGCAGCCGAGCGUCCGACACAGGAGAAAAAUGCAGAUGUUACGAAAAACCCUGUUGACUCUCGACAUCACAAAGAAAAAUUGGGGAAAACAUAUCAAUCGGCAAACUUUCUCUUUUCUUUCCUAAUUGGUUUUCUUGAUCUUUGCCUCCGAGUACUGUUUUGUCCACCAACACUUUCUCCACGGCACCGUCACCUCCCUCACACACUCGCAAACACACACUCACGCACACAUCACUGAGACGCUGCGUUGCUCACUACGAGCAGUGCAGUCAUCAUGUUCUCGUUUUAAUUUCUAACGAACACAUUCGUGGUCAGACUUUUUAUACGAUCCCUCGUCUCUGUCACAGAAGCAGACGAAACAAAGGUCAGUUUAGUGCAUCGUCUCCUUUUUGACCCUCCGUACCACAAGUGAUAUAACUUGUUUGAGUUGUAUACAUCUUUGAAUUACAUUAAUUUGCUUAAAGCAUAUUUGAGCAUUGUUAGGAUCACGAUCACACACUGACUGAAGCUCAGAGGGGAUUUCCUGGCACUCAGUGGUAGUCGAUGACUUUGUCCUGCUUUCACUUUGUUUUGUCGCGAUGGAAAAGAGCGUUGAAUGGAUCGCAGACGCGCGGUUAGGUCACCUGUGGAUAGAUGAAGAGAAAACACUCAGCUCACUGCUCUGUAGCUUUAGUUUCCAUGUGUAUAUUAAACUCACCGGUUCAUUGCUUUACUUAGUUUCAGGAUGUUCGUUCGUCUGAAGUUGAUCUGAUGACGAGUUGAUCCGGGAUCGACGUUGAAACUUCUGUCCUCGCAGUGUAGAUACAUUUCAGAUUUAUUUAACCUGAUUAAAUGAAAUCCUCGUCACCACGCACAUACAUGAAGAUGAAGCUGGUUAUGAAUGUAGUUACAUGCACUGAAUGCUUUUCCCUCCUGUUUCUGUGAUGAGGACACUCAUCUCAUCAGCACUAUUUUUGUGAAACUGUUUUAUUUCUGCAGUAAUUUGACUUGACUAUUUAUGCCUGAUAUCAAAGUGAUGUGCCUUUCUGACUUAGCUAGAGAAAAAAGCCCCUGAACGAUGGAGUUCUGUAUGAGCUGCGUACGUUUGCUUGUGCGACGAUUGCUUCUUCUUUCACUCUGAGAAAAAUGGUCCUGACGUUUUGAAUUGGUGUCACUUCAUUACAUCGAGUUCUAUAGGUGUCUCUUAAUGAGCCAACAAUAAUAAUAACAAUAAUAAUAAUAGUCACCCACGUGUUCCCAGAUGUCCACAGCCAUGUGAUGAUUGUCUUUGUUUUGAGAGAAAAAGAAAGUUCAGGAUUUGAAUCAUUUCCCCCGACUGUCCAUUAAAAACACGUGUUGGAUGUAAUAACUAAUAACGACGCAGAUGUUGAAGACUAUGGCAGCUAAUCGAUGUAAACUUCUCCUGAACUGACAUUGAGUUCAUUGGUGUUUUUUAAAAAAAGUCUUGAGAUUUCCCUCCAUCGACAGACGUGGGCGUGUGUUUGGAUUGAGGUUGAGAUUGUGGGUCAGUUUGGGACGGGUGGUUCUGUGGUGAGUCAGAUUCUGACCGUGCUAAUACCUCACCAUGUUCUCUGACUGCAAUCAAGGGGGAGGAGCAUCUGCAUGAGAGGAACUAAUGUUCAUUGAUUAACAAGCUUAACUUAAAUCCUCCGACGUUCAGUCAGGCCGUAUCCUUUAUUAUUUUUCCUCUUUGCUUCACUUUCUUCUAACUUCUGUGACCAAAUCAGAGAGACUAUUAGCGUUGGAGAUAUUUCUGAUGUGUAUAUGGUGAAAAUAAUUUCCUUUUUCUGUUUUUUUCUGUACAUAUUGAGGGCUUUUACACUUUGUGUCUCUUGUACUAUCUUUCAUCCUUUUUUUAGAUACCAUUUUCUAAAAAAAAAAAAAAACCUCUUCAUAAUGUAUAGUGUCUAAAUAGAUCCCGUCAUCGUUGGUCUAAUGAGACGUCCCUGUAUCGUCAGUAACUAACUGUAAAAGAUAUAUGAUCUGCUGCCUGUACAUUGUAUAUAGUUGUAAAACAAACAACAGCUGAUCACAUGAAAUAAAUAAAACCCACGUGAAGAAUUAAAAGGAUUAGCUAGAAAGUAUAAUUAAUUAUAUGCGUAUAUUUACAAACCAGAAUCUUAAAAGGAUGCAACUGAGCUGCAUCUUCUUUGAUUAUUGUGUCACCUUAACUCCUCUUGACAAACACAGUCGCUGAGUGAAGGGUUAGCUCUGUCUCCACAGACACUGUGUGAAUGAUGCACUGUACUACUGAGAGCCCCGAGCACAGCCGGGGCACCUUCCUCAUCUGCUUCCUCGUGUGUCCACGCCCUCCUCUUCCCUCUGGCGUCUCGCGUGUGCGUGUUAUCUAAGUAGGUUUGAGUUGGCCUCGUCGGGGGCUGAUAGUUUUGGCACUUCCUGUUGGAGCAGUUUCGGGCUCCGUGUCUUCACUUCCAUCCCAUCGUCACCCAUGUUUGCCUCUGCAUGGCACACGCGCAGCUUCUUUUCAUCUGAGCUGAUUUGAAAGGGGUUGGUGAGGAUAUUAGAGAGAGGAAGGCAAUAGAUCAUGUUUUUCUUUUCUUUGAAUGAGGCGUUGCUUCAUCCUCAGACAAACCUGUGCUGUGAGAUAAUGACCACAAGGGGGAGUCGAGCGAAACGUCAAACUCGUUUAAUUCCAUGUGAUCUGAGUUCUUUCAGUGAUAAAUGUACAAAUGAGCCGGACACAAGUGCUUUGGACGGUUCUAAUUUAAAAAAAGAAAGAAAUGGAAACGAGUACAUAUUUGAAGUUCUCCUACUUGUAUGUGAGAGAGAGGGGAAAAAACUCUGCUUUUGAGGUGAAGUGUGACUUGUCUUUUAUCUAAAUAGGACAUUUUUUGGCUGCAAUUUCAACUUUCAGCUUGUGAGCUGCAUGUGGAAACCAGUGUAAAUAAUGUCAUUUCUACUCUUGAUCUGAGAUUCUUUUUUGAAAUGCAAGACGUUAAAAAGUAUAAAACGGUUCACGCCACUUUCACGGGUCAGGACGAACAUGUACAGCUGUCCACAUCACGCUCACAGUGCUGUCCAUGUUUUCAGAGGGAGCUGAAAGUGCACAUCCUUCAGAUUAUUGUGUUUUUUUAUGUUGAUUUGUUGGGUUUGAGUUCUGCGUGUAACGGGCUUGGAAGAGCAUUUAAAUUAUGACCGUGUUCAGUUUCCCUGUUAAAUCCCGCAAUGCCACCAUUGUGUUUGGAAAACAAAAUGUCUGUGACCCCCCAGGUCUGUCCUGCCUGUGAAACAGUGUCGUUUCUGAUUUGUUGGGGGGGGAUUUAAGCAUAAGGUUCACUUUUUCCAGUCAGGUUUGACAUGUUGAACUGAACCCUAGUUCCACGUGGCUUCAAGGUGAGUGUGAAUGUCAGACUGAAAGUAUGAAAAGAUGAUUAAAGAUGAAGUUGUAAACUAUUAAAUGGGAUAUUUUCAAUUUAUGCUGUGUAUUCUUGUCUUUGGGUUGGAGAAAUGAUCAAGCGAAUAAAACAUCAAAUAAAGAAUCUAGUUGGA
Solea senegalensis (Senegalese sole) is the source of this 6195-nucleotide messenger RNA. It is a transcript of the gene ap1g1, whose product is annotated as adaptor related protein complex 1 subunit gamma 1. Bases 91 to 2553 code for a protein of 820 amino acids. The transcript is spliced from 24 exons. Gene Ontology annotation, molecular function: clathrin-cargo adaptor activity. Gene Ontology annotation, cellular component: Golgi apparatus; membrane coat; AP-1 adaptor complex. Gene Ontology annotation, biological process: receptor-mediated endocytosis; intracellular protein transport; Golgi to vacuole transport. Lineage: Eukaryota; Metazoa; Chordata; Actinopteri; Pleuronectiformes; Soleidae. The record is from RefSeq and is a predicted model, not a curated record.